AUGUCUGCUGGCGCCUACGACCGACACAUUACCAUCUUUGCCGACAAUGGCCGGCUCUACCAAGUCGAAUAUGCCUUCAAGGCAAUCACAGCCGCCAACAUCAUGUCGGUGGGCGUCCGCGGCAAGGACUGCGCCGUAGUCCUCUCACAGAAGAAAGUCCCGGACAAGCUCAUCGAUCCCUCCUCCGUGUCCCACAUCUUCCAGCUAUCCCCGUCUGUCGGCUGCGUCAUCACCGGAUCUAUUGCCGAUGCCCGAGCCUUUGCGCAAAGAGCCCAGGGCGAGGCAGCCGAGUUUAGAUACAAGUUUGGGUACGAGAUGCCCGCGGAUGUCCUGGCCAAGCGCCUGGCCAACAUUAGCCAAGUCUACACCCAGCGGGCCUACAUGCGCCCGUAUGGCGUGGCCACGACCAUCAUCGCCCUCGACUCCGAGUUCGGCCCCCAGCUGUUCAAGUGCGAUCCUGCCGGAUACUACAUUGGCUACAAGGGCACUGCCGCGGGACCUAAGCAGCAGGAGGCGUUGAAUCACCUGGAGAAGAAAUUGCGCAACAAAGACCAUGCCGAGGGCUCCUGGGAGGAGGUUGUCGAGCUGGCCAUCACAACCUUGAGCACCGUGCUCAGCAUGGACUUCAAGAAGGGAGAGGUCGAGAUUGGCAUCGUCGGCGGCCCGCGGAAGGAUGGAAAGGAGGGAACUGACCCUGCGUUCCGGAUGCUCACCGAGGAUGAAAUCGACGAGCGAUUACAAGCCAUCGCCGAGAAGGACUAA
Messenger RNA from Hirsutella rhossiliensis, 762 nucleotides. Its product is annotated as proteasome subunit domain-containing protein. The transcript has 5 exons. Gene Ontology annotation, cellular component: proteasome core complex, alpha-subunit complex; proteasome core complex; cytosol. Bases 1 to 762 code for a protein of 253 amino acids. Lineage: Eukaryota; Fungi; Ascomycota; Sordariomycetes; Hypocreales; Ophiocordycipitaceae. Gene Ontology annotation, biological process: ubiquitin-dependent protein catabolic process. The record is from RefSeq and is a predicted model, not a curated record.